Alternaria rosae is the source of this 198-nucleotide messenger RNA. RefSeq lists its product as uncharacterized. The record is from RefSeq and is a predicted model, not a curated record. NCBI's taxonomy places the organism in Eukaryota, Fungi, Ascomycota, Dothideomycetes, Pleosporales, Pleosporaceae. The annotation marks the transcript as partial. The transcript has a single exon.
GAAUUGCGCAACCGGGUGUACCACUUCUCUUCAGUGUCUCACGAACAAACUCAUCCCAAGCAUGAUCCUUCCUUUCCCGGCACCCACGCUGGACUUACAAGAGUGUGCCGUCAGAUUCGAGCCGAAUUCCUGCCGCUCCAGCGUCGUGAAGCGGAAGUAACGUUCCGUUGGGACAGAAUCGAGAUGAUAUCGGUAUAC